GCGUAUGCAUAUAAUUUUACGUUUACUUUAUAAAGUUCUUAGAAUGGCUGUAGUACAUUAGUAUGUAAAAUUUAUAAAUGCAGGAUAUGAAGUUAUAACACUGCAAUGUAUAGUUACUUUUUUAAAUAAAACUAACAUUUUAAUAUUCUUAGUUAAAAUCGUAAACAUUACAAUAAUUUUUAUUGUUUCAUUUAAAAUGAGAAAUAUUGAAAUCCUGCAGUAUUGGUUAUAUGUGUUAUGUUUUAUGAAUUCAGGGUAUUAUGCGCAACUUCUAGACUUAUAUGAAGGAGAAAUUUGUUACAAAAGUAAUGACGAUUCUAAUAAUCACAUAUGUCGGCGAAUUGAGGACUGUGCGAUUGUAAAUGAAGGAAUAAAACAAAAUACUAUAAAUCCUCAAAUAUGUUCAUUUGACAAAUCAACUGUCAUAGUUUGUUGUCCACCUACGAACAAGAUUAUUACCACUACUAUAGCUUCACCUAGUACUACCAAUAUUUUUAAUAGUCCUACAGAAAUAACUCAGCCUUCUACAACUGGAAAAUCGCAUAAGGCGAAUGAAAUGUGCCAACAGUACUCUGAUUUAAUUUAUACUUCUAUAAAGGAUCCGAUAUUAUUAUCUGGUUCGAGUCAGAAUAUCAAAAUAAAAAACUGCAUAGAUGUUUUAACUUUGAUUGUAAAUGGUACAAAAGCUGUACCAAAGGAAUUUCCACACAUGGUCCUGAUAGGAUAUAAUAAAGAAAAACCCGAUAACAGAUCAUGGUUUUGUGGAGGUUCGCUGAUCAGUGAUACAUGGAUAUUAACUGCAGCGCACUGUGAAAAAAUCAGUAAUGUUCCUGCAAGCUGGGCUCGCCUAGGUGAACUUAACUACCUCACAUACAACGAUGGUACCAUACAUCAAGACUAUAGAAUACUUCAACGUAUAAUACAUCCAAGUUAUCAACCAUCUCGUGCAAAAUACAAUGAUAUAGCUCUGUUUCGAUUAGAAAAAAAAGUAAAGUUCACAGAAUAUGUAAGACCUAUUUGUAUCAAUACGAAUCAUUUUUUAAAAACUUCAUCAAUAAUAGCUACUGGUUGGGGACAAACUGCAAAUGGUGAAGCAUUUAGUCCGGAUUUAUUAAAAGUAAUUUUAAAUACUGUUCCUGCAAAAAUAUGCAAUAAAACUUAUCCUAAGAGUAUUACUUCUAAAUUACCAAAUGGUAUAGAUGAUGAUAGUAUGAUAUGUGCAGGAUCAAAUGAAGGAAAAGACACUUGUGGAGGUGAUUCUGGUGGUCCUGUACAAAUAAAACAUAUGAAUUACACAUGUAUGUAUUUACAAAUAGGAAUAACAUCAUUUGGAAGAAGUUGUGCUGAGAAGAAUUCACCCGCUGUUUACACAAAAGUAUCAAAAUAUAUACAAUGGAUUGAAAAUAUUGUGUGGCCAACAAUGUAAUAUAGCUAAGUAACUGCGUUCGAAGAGUCACUUAAGAUGAUGACUUUAUGGUGGUCACUGAAGAAUGGAAUGGAUAUAGCUUCGAGUUUAGCGAAGGUUUCUGCAGUAUAUAUGAUGGUGUAAGGGUUUUAUGAAGACUAUUUGGUGUGUGUGAUGGCAAAGUUGCACUGUGGUCUUGAAUCUAAUUUGGACAGAAAAAAUUAUUUUAUUACAAUAAUAACAUUAAAAUAAGGCCCAAGAUGCUGAGAAAAAUAUUUUUUAAAAAAUCUCAUGGCAAUUUACACCUGUCGAAUGGUAAUAUAUUCAUUUUUAAUUCUACAAAUUAAAUAUUUCGUAAAAUAUAUGAUAUAAUAUAGGACUUAAAUUUAAAUGUCGUAAUUUUC
This is a messenger RNA of Sipha flava (yellow sugarcane aphid), 1809 nucleotides long. RefSeq names its product serine protease snake-like. The transcript has 8 exons. The coding region runs from base 197 to 1426 and encodes 409 amino acids. Gene Ontology annotation, molecular function: serine-type endopeptidase activity. NCBI's taxonomy places the organism in Eukaryota, Metazoa, Arthropoda, Insecta, Hemiptera, Aphididae. The record is from RefSeq and is a predicted model, not a curated record. Gene Ontology annotation, biological process: proteolysis.